AUGGGAAGCUGUUUUUGGGCUGAUGCGAGAUCAAGAGCUGCAUAUCAAUAUUUUGGGGAUGUUGUUACAUUUGAUGCCACUUACCUUACCAAUAUUUAUAAGAUGCCAUUUGUGCCAUUUUCUGGAGUUAAUCAUCAUCACCAGACCAUAAUGUUCGGUUGUGCUUUGUUGGUUAAUAAAACGGGAGAAUCAUAUACAUGGUUAUUGAGAACAUGGCAAGAAGCAAUGCUUGGGCGUGCCCCAUCAACGAUAAUUACCGAUGAUGACAAGGUGAUGGCUAAGGCAAUUGUAGAGGUACUCCCGAAUACAACUCAUAGGUUGUGCUUGUGGCACAUUUUACAAAAAUUUCCCGAACACUUGGCCCAUGUAUACAACAAGUUUUUGGACUUUCAAAAAGAUUUUUGUCAUUGCAUACAUGAGACAAUUACUACUGAUGAGUUCGAGCAAGAAUGGGCUUUGAUUAUGGUGAAGUAUGACUUAGGAGAAAAUACUUGGCUGCAAAAUCUUUACAGCCGACGGGAUAAGUGGGUACCAGCCUACUUGCAUUCGACAUUUUGUGCUGGUAUGUCAACAACUCAGAGGAGUGAGAGCAUGAACAAAUUUUUUAAAGAUUAUGUUCGUUCAAGCACUAUGGUUAGUGACUUUGUGCAUCAGUAUGAGAAAGCUAUAGAUGCACGUUACUUUAAAGAGAAAGAGAAGGAUGUGCGGACAAAAUCUACGCGGGCGAUAAUGAAGACACCUUUUAAAAUUGAAGAGGAGGCGGCGAUUGUUUAUACAAGAAAGUCUUUCACGAUCUUCCAAGAUGAGCUGUUCAAUAGUCUACGGUACCAAGCAAGAAAAUUGUAUGUGAGUGGUGAGGCCAAGACAUAUGGAGUGACAGCUCAUGGUAAAGAAACACCUAUUUACCACGUGACUUUGGAGGGUGAUGAAGGACAUGCUACAUAUACAUGCCAUAAGUGGGAGUUUAUGAGGAUUCUUUGUAGGCACAUAUUAUGUGUUUUUGGCAAGAAAGCGAAGUUAAAUAUAUUGCCACAACAUUAUGUUCUAGACAGAUGGACUAUUAAUGCUAAGAGUCGACCCAUUCCCGACAUACCAUGUUCUGAUGACCAAGUGCGGCAAGUACAAGAUGAGGCUACGAUGAGAAAAAGCAAGUCAAUGAUACAACUUUAUGACAUUGUUGAGCUUGCAUCACAGUCAGCUAAAAAACACAAUCAUUUUACACUUGCUUUGGAAAAGGUUUACAAAGAGUUGCUUGCAAUGGAAGAUCAUGUAGAAUGUUCACAAACGAUGCCCACCAAUGAAUGUAUACCAUCUAGAAGUCAAGUUAUAUCAAACUUCUCACAAACGGUGCAGGAUCCUCCACGGGUGCCCACAAAAGGGCGCCCAAAGUCUUUGAGAGCGAAGAACCCAAAGGAAACACAAACAACAAAGAAAAGACGUUGUAGCAUUUGCAAGAAUGAGGGACAUGCUAAAAAUAAUUGUCCUUCAGUGAGAUUGCGUUGUAGAGUUUGGGAGAGUGCUACUCAUUUUCUUAAUAUUUUUAUUAUGGGUGAGAUUGAUACCAAGCCUAUAGAACCAAUCCAAAUUGCUCUCUCCUUGUUUGGUGAGAAAAGUGAUCAGAGGAAAUCUUGGUGUACUAGCAGCGAUGAGGAGGACGAUGAGGCCGCGUUGGAGCAGACCCUUUUGGUGAUCCAGGAGGUGGCCAUCUACAAGAUCUGGUCGGGUUGCCUUAGGAUCGUUUCCUGCAAGGCUCGCUGCGAGAGCACCGUCGAGAGCAUCCUUAACUCGUCACGCUACUCCGUCCUCAAGAUCGAGGAUGGCCGGGGUAAGAGCCUUCCUGGGUCUCGGUUUCUUCCCCCCUUAAGGAUUUCAAUCGAGUGA
Molecule: messenger RNA, 1881 nt
Organism: Juglans regia (Persian walnut)
Lineage: Eukaryota; Viridiplantae; Streptophyta; Magnoliopsida; Fagales; Juglandaceae
Product: protein FAR1-RELATED SEQUENCE 5-like
Exons: 3
Coding region: 1-1881 (626 amino acids)
Molecular function (GO): zinc ion binding; nucleic acid binding
Source: RefSeq, a predicted model, not a curated record